Molecule: messenger RNA, 609 nt
Organism: Camelina sativa (false flax)
Lineage: Eukaryota; Viridiplantae; Streptophyta; Magnoliopsida; Brassicales; Brassicaceae
Source: RefSeq, a predicted model, not a curated record
AUGGCGUCACGAGAGAUCCCUGAAGAGGUGUUGAUCGAUAUCCUAAUCAGAUUGCCGGUGAAAUCUCUGAUGAGAUUUAAGUGCGUCUCAAGGAUCUGGCUUUCCCUUAUCACCUCUCGAUACUUCACCAACCUUUACCUUAAAUCCUCAUCACACCGACGCGUGUUCUUGUAUGCGAAAACGCAGAGCGAGUAUGCGUUGCUCACAUCAUCGACUCAUGAUCACUCGGACACAACCUCUGUCUCUGUGUUUGACCAAGAUUGGACCAUACCGGGAAUGGGAGAGCACUUUUUGAACGCUGAUCGUGGCUUGGUGUGUUUCCAAGCUGGGACGAGAGUGCGAAUUGGUAACCUUAACACAAGGCAGCUGGUGGAAUUGCCAAUUGUUAUAAAUUCUGAAGGAAAAUGUAAGAGUAACGAUAAUGUAUGGUACUAUUUAGGACACGAUCCUGUUCAUGACGAAUACAAAGUUCUUAGCAUAGUUUGGGAGCUCGACAACAAACAUAGAGUAGUGAGAUCAGAACAUCGAGUAUUGGUACUUGGAGCUGGAGCAUCAUGGAAAAAGACUAAAUGCCACAUUACUCAUAGACUAAAUGCUUAUGAGUUUUGA